Suhomyces tanzawaensis NRRL Y-17324 is the source of this 3702-nucleotide messenger RNA. RefSeq lists its product as uncharacterized. The transcript has 3 exons. The record is from RefSeq and is a predicted model, not a curated record. Lineage: Eukaryota; Fungi; Ascomycota; Pichiomycetes; Serinales; Debaryomycetaceae. Bases 1 to 3702 code for a protein of 1233 amino acids.
AUGGUGCUUUACAAAAGAAAACAAGUGACGUUUGUCAGACCGCCAGACAUCCCCGAUGAUCUAUCGACCGAGGUGUUUUUUAUCCCCGAAUCACGCGAAUGGUUCCUCACCUACGAUCAGUACUUGGCCAGAAUGGACUACUACCAUCGCCGUAAGUUUGUGUGUGAAAUCACCGGCAAUUCCUGUCUAACGUUUUUCGAAGCAUAUGAGAGUGAAACCAGAGAGAUCAAGGGUGUGGAGAAGAAUUUCCCGGAAGCUUUGAGAGAGCACAUCUUGCGCUUUCUCCAGUUCAACAGAAUAACAAGACUCGAUCAGCUCAUUGAUAAGGUGUAUCUGGUUUUCCGCAACGAUUACUUUCCAGGCGAAACCAUCUACAUCAAAACUAGUCACCUGGAGUCGGUCGGCACAUCCCAAUUGGAGGACGACAGCGAUAUUCACCCUGGCUCCAAGCAACGUGGAACCAUUCGUGAGAAGGUGCAGUACGGCAAUUCCGAUAACGUGACAACGAAGUAUCUAGUAGUGAGACUACAUGACAUGCUGCAAUCGAUCGUCACAACCGAUAAGAUCUCCAGAGACCGUAACCAUUUCACAAAAUGGCUUAUUAAAACCUUCAUCAAGUUGACCAUGUCACGCUCCCAUAAAGUAGGAGCUCCUUGGGUGGUCAAAGACAAAUUCGCUAUCAAGUACAGAAUUCCUCAAGAAUAUCCUGAAGAUUUGAAGCAUUUUGCUGAUUCAACUCCAAAUGGGGAUACCUUAUUUGAAGAACCAAAAUCGAAAGGUCGUAAAUCAGUUCAAGCGGCAGCUGCUUCUAAGAAAGUGAAGAAAGCCGAUCCUGCUGCCACCACAAGCAAGGACAAGAACGGGAAUAAAAAGGCACCAAGAGUAGGGCUUCCGCCAGAUCAGCUUGCCAAAAUCCCUGCUGACAGGAGAACAAAAUUCCCCUCACACUUUUUACCAGAAUCGUUGCGCAAAGAGUUGGAACUCGACGACAAUGGCGUUAUUAAUGAAAAGGAAAUCACUGUUGCAAAUUUCAAUGCUCUAACCCUUCUACAACCUUCCAAAAAACACAUUAUUGAUGAUUUGGAGAUCAAAUUCCAUAUACAAAAUACCAAACCUCAACCUAGCACGUUAGAAUUGCCUGAAAAUGCAUUGCUUUGGAACGAACACUUGAUCGAGGAGUAUAAAGAGGAUAUCAAGACGAAUAUUAGUGAGAACAACGAAGAUAGUGCCAAGGUAGAGAAGGUCCAGAAAAUUAAAGAACUUUCAACGAAGAAAUUAUCAGUAGUGCAAGAGGCAUUGCAAUCAUGGAUUUUCCUCAAUGUGUACCACUCAGUGUUAAAACUAGAUACCUUCACCUUUGACGAUUUCAUUUAUUCUAUGGGUUGGAGUUUGGAACAGUUUAAUGAUAUUGGUCGCUGUGAACUCCUAGAUGAAAUUUGGUGCGCUGUUUUGAGUGCUAUUGUCUCCAAUCAUCCGCCAACUAUUCAGCAAUCUAAGUUAGCCAAACAGAACGACACAAUCUUUGGUUUGUUAAUCAAUCUUCCUCCCAAGAAAUCUUUCAUUCAUAAAUCGGAUCAAGUUGGUGAUGGCGAAGAAGAUGAUGAUGUGGAUAGAGGUUCUGAUACAGAUCAAAAUGAUAAAACGUUGAAGAGCGAUGACGAAGAUUCGGGAAAUGAAUCAGGUGGCGAAGAAGGCCCCAAGAAGAAUAAAAUUGGAAGAAAAUCAGAAAAUGAUAACGAAGAAGCAGAUAAAGAAGCAGAAGAUGAAGAUGAGCCAAUGGAAGGUGAUGAUGAGGAUGAGGAGGAUGAGGAUGAGGAGGAAAGCGAAUUUUCUAGUGAAUCGUCAAACGAUCACAAUGCGUACUCCUUGAUCAAUUACCGAAACAUUCCUUGGCAUGAUCGUCUUCGUAAGCGGACAUUUAAAGAUGGCAACUGGCAAAUAAUUUUGCUUGGGGUUCUUUCCAUGGUAGAAUAUAUCCCUGUUUAUAAGCCUGUCAUUGAAGAAGUUUACAAGGUAUUGGCACCGAAAUCAACUUCUCCUUCUCCUGCUGUUGCGGAAUCCCAAUUCUACGAAGAAAUGGAUAUCAAUUUGAAGUUCAAAGUGUUAACCAUUUUGGUUGAAUUAUUGGCCAACGGAACUCUAGUGAGAAAUUAUAUCGAUGAGUGUUUAGAGGAGUCAACGGUUUUGAGAAGAAACAGAUUGGAUAACCUCAAGGAUUACAGAACAAAUUUUGAAGCUGCCCAAAAGUUAAAUGUUCAAAUACAGGAAAUUUUGUCAAAGCAAAAUGAACCUGAAAAAGCUAGUUCAAACUUGUCCAACGGCAAGGAAGAUACGGCAACACCCACUGUCAAAAGGUAUAGGUUGAACUUAAGAGUUGUUGAGAUGAAUGUUGAUGAGAAGGAAAUUGCAUCAAAGAAUCCUGAUUUUAAGAAAGCUUGGGACCAAAGAAAGGACUACUUGGUUAAGCUUGAGGAAUUAAGAAAGGAUAAGAGAGAUAUUGAGAGAAAGUUGACUGAGUUGGACUGUCAGAGAGUCAAGCUUUUAGGUAAGGAUCGUUUAUUUAAUAGGUAUUGGUGGUUCGAGAAUAAUGGUCUUCCUACAUUUUACGGUGGAACAAAUGAUGAUGACGAAAAUGAAGAUGAAGAAAAAGAGAAGGAAAAAAACGAAGAUUCAGCAGAAGUUGAUGACGACGGAGAUGAUGUUCUCGACGAAACCUAUUUAAUGGGCAGAUUAUGGGUUCAAGGACCAUCAAAUGAUGAUUUGAGAAUUCAUUUCGGUAGAACUUUCGAAGAGAGUGAGUUGUACAAUCAGAAGUAUAAUGAGUUAGAAUUCGAAAAUUAUCAACAACAAAAGAUAAAAAGUGAAGAUGCCCAGGAAGAUUCCAAAACUAAAAUCAAAGGAGAACCUUCAGGAGAUUUGAUCAAAGAGUUAGAUUUCAAGAGUCUUCCUGAACCUUUCACAAAGACAGUUUCGGAGCUCUAUGGUGUUUCAUUUGAGAAUAAUGAGAUAUAUCGUUUGAAUGCAGGAACUAAGGAAUUGAUAGUGGAUUGUCAUGGAGCCUUGAAAGCCAAUCAGCUUAUCAAGGAGUUAAGCAAUUUGCAAAGAAAAACCAUAGAAGAGUUUCCUGAUCCUUUAGUCAAUGGUACCAAUUGGAGAUAUUACGAUGAACCUGAGCAAAUAGAUGAAUUAAUCAAUUGGCUCAAUCCAUGGGGUAAGAGAGAAUCUACCUUGAGAAAAGAAUUGGUUUCUGUGAAAGACGUGAUCGUGUCUACCAUGGAAGCAAGAAAGAAGGCAUUAUCCACGAACAGUGCCCAAGAAGAGGAAUUAAAGAUUGAGAAUGAUUUGAGUAAAGUCGAUGCCAGAAUUGAAGCUUUACAAAAGGAUGAUGAGUUCGAUGAUGAUGACACCAUAGCUCCGUCGAGUGUCAAAAAGAGGCAACUUCGUAACAAGAGUGCUCCUAGAAAGCGUCAAAAGCUCACUACUGUGGGAGAAAUCCUUGAAUUGGGAGAACUUGAUGACUUGAAUAAAUUAAAGAAAGAAUUGACUUCAGAAUUGGAAGAGAAGAAAGAAACUCGCGACUUGCAAAGGGUUUUGGAAUGGGUCAACUCUACAGCACUUGAUGAAUUUGACAAGUCCUUGUACGAAGGAGGAGAUAAGUCUAAGGUUAAACACACCAGAGGAAGACCUCCAAAAAAGCGUUAG